This is a messenger RNA of Ostrea edulis (European flat oyster), 15436 nucleotides long. Its product is annotated as E3 ubiquitin-protein ligase HUWE1-like. Gene Ontology annotation, cellular component: nucleus. Gene Ontology annotation, molecular function: protein binding; zinc ion binding; ubiquitin-protein transferase activity. The coding region runs from base 1785 to 15065 and encodes 4426 amino acids. Lineage: Eukaryota; Metazoa; Mollusca; Bivalvia; Ostreida; Ostreidae. Gene Ontology annotation, biological process: positive regulation of protein catabolic process; protein polyubiquitination; proteasome-mediated ubiquitin-dependent protein catabolic process. The transcript is spliced from 80 exons. The record is from RefSeq and is a predicted model, not a curated record.
GGCAACCAUCCGGGCCUUCUGAAAAAUUGAACAUGGCAGCCGUCUGGAGGUUGGUCAUCGUUUGUUACAAUACGCAUAUUAUUCAUUUCAUGAGUAAACAGUUUCAGUAAAACGAGUGAAAUGCUUUUAUACAGUAAGAUAUGAAAUGAGAAAUGUUUUCCAAGUAGGGUUCUGGAGAUAAGACAAAGGUGGUCGUAGAUAAUUCGAGAAAUAAGCAUCCGCCAUUUUCAAUAGUUUUGCAUCCAUUGAAAAGGGUGCCAAAAUGAAAUAAAUGGUUGGAAUGAAUGCUUAAUUAGAAGUGUACCAAAAUUUGCCCAAAGGUGUUAUUGUAUAUCAUUUUUACAUAAGAACCUGGAAGUUUUGUGAAUUGUUUCGGAUAAACCCUACAGAAGCGACCACGUGCACGUUUAACCCUACUGCUCGGAGACCCCCUAUCCCUAUCCUCAGGGCGUUGUCAUGUAUGUACCAGAGGCCUUGAUAUUUUCGACUGAUUUUUCAAAGGCCUUGUGACCCUGAUUAUUUCGAAAAUGUUAUUUUCCCCCAAGCCUAGAUUAAUUCCAUCUAUUUUUUCUUUUAAGAGAAAACAUUCUCAGAUCAAAGGUAUCUGAAUUUUAAUCAAUAAAUAGAGGUAAAUAGGACUCCUAUCUCUCUCUCUCUCUCUCUCUCUCUCUCAUAUAUAUAUAGUAUAUAUAAAAACACCCAAGUGCAAUGAAAUUUUGAACCCCUAGUACUCGAUUCAGGCCUUAUUCUAAUGAUUAAUUUGCUAUGGUUAACUGAUUCUCCAGCACGUUUAAGCUCAAGAAAUGAUGUUUAAAAUCUGAAUUAUGUCUGUCGUCCAAUAGUGAUGUAUUUAAAACUCCUGGAGGUAUGGAAGAGAAGGAAAAUCUUUCCCGAGUUUGACUGCAGGAGAAUAGGUUAGCCUCUGUAAUUUAUUAAACUUGCUGUUGAAAUCUAUCUAAUGUCAUUUCUGGCUAAUAUUUAUUGUUAUUGCACCUUUCUGUCCAGUUGUUGGUAUGUGCGGUGAUGCCAUGUGUUGUUUUUUUUACCCAAGUCCCCAACUUUAUCUAAACUAUUGCGGUCAAACAGGUUCAGUUGCUGAUGACUAGAUAGCUCAGUUGGUAAAGCUCGUGAUUAUAGAUUCAGGACUACAGGUUCAGUUGCUGAUGACUAGAUAGCUUAGUUGGUAAAGCUCGUGAUUAUAGAUUCAGGACUCCAGGUUCAGUUGUUAAUGACUAGAUAGCUCAGUUGGUAGAGCUCGUGAUUAUAGAUUCAGGACUCAAGGUUCAGAUGUUAAUGACUAGAUAGCUCAGUUGGUAGAGCUCGUGAUUAUAGAUUCAGGACUACAGGUUUGAAUCCUGGUCUGGUUGCAUCUUCUGUUUCCUGUUACAAAGCUAUUGUAAAAUAAUUAAAUGCUAAUCACCAACAUACAAACACACAUACACAGCUUUUAACAUGUUUAAGAGUAGUUCUGACCUGUUUUGAAAAAGAAAAAAAAAUCUUGAUUUUCUUUUGCCACUUUUGAAAAUUGAAGAGGACUCGUAGUUUUUUAAUGAAUUACUUUCUUGCUCUACAUAUUCAGAAAUAAUUGGCUAGAUAUACUCGAUUAAAGACCCAGAACUAUAUAUUUCAGUGCUACAAAUGCUACUUUGUCUAAAUUGAUUUUGACUGAAAAUGGUCGUUUUGAAGUAUGUUAAUGUUGAAAUGAUAUAUUUACUGUUGCUGUCUUAUGUAUGAUUUGUCAUUUACAUCACAGCUAACCAUGAAGAGAAUAAAAUAGAUACAAAAUGAAGAUUGAUCGAAAUAAAUUGAAAAAAUCAACAACAGAAGUGCCUGCUGAUUGUCGGGUACUGAUUGACAAGCUAAGAAAUGCCACAGAGGAUGAUUUAUACAAAGAACUACAGACUAUCACCACCGUUACAUCAUGGACUUAUGGAAAGUGUGAACUUUACCACUGGUCCGAUAUACUGGACAAGUUUGAUGAAAUCCUGGAGAAGGCAUGUAAGAAAGAAGUAGACAAGUGGACAUUGGCAUGUGAUGUACCAACCAAUGAUCGGUUGAAGGAGCUGCUGCUGUACAUGCUGGACUUCACUUCCUUGUUGAUUGAGCACAGUUUCUCCAGGCACCUGUACAACUCCAUGGAACACCUGACAACGCUCCUGUCAUCCUGCGAUAUGACAAUAGUCCUGGGAGUUCUUAAUCUCCUCUAUGUCUUUAGCAAAAGAUCCAAUUUCAUCACCAGGUUAAGCAAUGACAAAAAACAAGGACUUCUUAUAAGAUUGACACAUUUAGCAGAGAGUUGGGGUGGAAAAGAUAAUGGCUUUGGUUUGGCGGAGUGUUGUAAGGAUGUACCAAUAUCUAGCUUUCCAUUAAGUGCAACUACCCUCCACUUCGAGUUUUAUGUGGAAAACAAAGAUGAAAAAGGAAGUAAAAAGAAUACUGCUAAUACUAUAACUUCAAUACAUAUGGAAAAUUUGGACAAGUCCUCAAAGUUACCGUCACAAAUAAUGGAGGACCUGUUAACCAACUUCAAAAUACCAGAGGAGAAGCAGAUGUUGUUAUAUACACACAUUCGCCUGGCCCACUUGUUCUCCAACUACCAGGCUCGUGUACAGUGUGUGCAGGCUCGAUUACAAGCCCUAGCUAUCCUGGUGUAUUCAAAUGCUAUCCAGGAGAACAUGAACUCCCUUUUGUACGCAGGACUGAUAGAAGAAUUGGUGGACAUUGUUGAGCUGAAAGAUAACACUUUUGUUGAAAUCAAAGCUGCGUCUCUGAGAACUUUAACAUCCAUCAUUCAUCUGGAAAGAAAUCCAAAGUUGAACAACAUCAUAGAUGCCACUGGGGCCUCAUCGUACCAUGGGUUUCUGCCUGUACUUGUGCGUUCUUGCAUCCAGCACAUGACAGAUGCCCAUCUGACCCCAUUUCCACAGAAAUAUGCCACAGCCCUGUUUUCUUUCCUGUAUCAUUUGGCAAGCUAUGAGAAUGGUGUGGAAGCGCUGGUAUCCUGCGGAAUGAUGGAGUGCCUAUUGAAAGUCAUUAAUUGGUAUGGAGAUGGGCAGGAACACAUAACACAAUUUGUAACAAGAGCUGUACGAGUGGUGGAUCUGAUCACAAACUUGGACAUGGCUGCAUUCCAAGCUCAAGGAGGACUGUUUACAUUUAUAAACAGAUUGGAGCAUGAGGUAGAUCUGUGUAGGAAGGAACAGCCGUUUGAAAUAAAGGUGAAGCGGAGAGAAUCGGUAUUGGAGGAUUGCCCUGUGUCCCCAUCCUCUGACAUGGAGACAGAGUCGGCAGAGGGUGCCUCAGCUAGAUCAGCUGAUCCAGUGGACUCCAACCAACCUUCAACAUCCGCUGGAGUCACUAACGACAAACUCAUUCCACAAAAUCCUACUAAAACAGGUGUUCAGUGUUACCCACAAAGAGCGGCGUUAUUGAAGUCGAUGCUAAACUUCCUGAAGAAAGCCAUUCCCGACCCAUCAUUUUCCGACAGUAUCAGACAUUUGAUGGAAGGCUCGUUGCCAAAAUCUCUGAGACAUAUAAUCAGUAAUGCAGAAUAUUAUGGACCUUCUCUCUUCCUGUUGGCCACGGAUGUCGUGACCGUUUACGUCUUCCAGGAACCGUCCCUGCUUUCAUCCUUACAGGACAAUGGCCUGACUGACGUUGUUCUUCAUGCAUUGUUAAUCAAAGACGUCCCAGCUACUAGAGAGGUCCUAGCUUCCCUGCCAAAUGUCUUCAGUGCCCUGUGUUUGAAUGCCAGGGGUCUGCAGUCUUUCGUAAGCUGUAAGCCUUUUGAUAGGCUGUUCAAAGUCCUUCUAUCCCCUGACUAUCUCCCAGCCAUGCGGCGCCGGCGAGGUUCAGAUCCAUUUGGUGACACUGCUAGCAAUUUGGGUAAUGCCAUGGAUGAGCUGAUGAGACACCAACCUUCACUUAGAACUGAUGCCACAAAGGCAAUCAUUAAGUUGUUAGAAGAGGUGUGUACAAUGGGGAGAGACCAGAAGUACGUAUGUGUGAAACCAGCCCCCAAGACUGAGCCCCAGAAUAUGUCUGUGCAAUCCCCUCAGCCCCCAGAUAACAACUCGUCAGAUGAAGAAGAUGAUGACGAUGAAAUUCCUAACACACAAGACAUUGAUGGAAACAAGCCGGAAGCCCAGAGAGAGACAGGAAGAGCCACUGCAGCCCAGAGUACUCCAGAAAAGCAACAGAUUCCUCUGAUGGAUUAUGUCUUGAAUGUGAUGAAAUUUGUGGAAGCUAUCCUGACCAAUAACUCCACAGAUGACCACUGUCGAGAAUUUGUCUCCCAGAAUGGAUUGGAGCCCCUGAUGAGUGUCCUGGGUUUGCCCAAUCUCCCGAUAGACUUCCCCACCUCGCCUGCCUGUCAGACUGUGUCCAUUGUGUGUAAAUCCAUUCUGAACUUGUCUAGAGAGCCCCAGGUUUUGAAGCAAGGUCUGGUGAAGUUAGACGAGGUUUUACAGCGAUUGAGCCCACUUCACGAGCCCCUGGACCUACCAGGAGGGUCUGUAUUACUGAGGGAGUUGUCCAGUGUGAUUUCACCAUCUGAUGCUACCCUGUCUCCUCAGGCCACACCCCUGUUACAUGCCCUGUCAUCGUGCCAUGCCUACAUCAUGAUGUUCGUUCAUGUGUGCAGAAUGGGACAGACGGACCUAAGAACGAUAUCUGUGAACCAUUGGGGAUCAGAGUUAGGAUUGAAAGUACUGGGUGGGCUAAGUAAGCUGUACACGUCUUUAGUGUGGGAGAGCACGGUCCUGCUAGCUCUGUGUAGUGAAGAUGUCCUCCCACCAGGCUGCUUAUUUGGUAAGGAAGAUAUGGAUAAGCUGCUGCCAAAAGAUUUCAAAGCCGAGAAGGAGGACCUCUCGCCUGGAUCUACAAAAGAGAUGGGAAGCAACGGUGUCAGUGCUGCCAUGGAAUCUCUGUCCACGUCCGAGAACAAUGAGACCCCAAUGGAGGUGAACGAAGGGGCCAGCACAUCUAAAGAGGACAAGGAUAAGAGGGGCAAAAUGUCCCCAGCCCUUCAGGCACAAGUGAAACAACUGAAACCUCUGUUGUCUGUGUCGUCUAGACUUUGUCGCACCCUGGCGGAGUUGUUCAGUCUUCUGGUAAAGCUUUGUGUUGGAAGCCCCGUCAGACAGAGAAGAUCCCAACAGAUCCCGCUACCCCCUACUGUACCCUCUCCGUCUGCCCAGGCAGUGGCCAAGUCCCUCACCAAGCUUCUGACAAAUGGGUUCAAAUGGGAACCACCACCAUAUUCACCAGUACCCAAACUAAAGUUGACAUUCUUGGUGUGUUUUGUGGGAUUCAUGUCCAUGUUGUUUGACGAAAAGAAGCAACCAUUUCAUCUGAUGCUGCAGAAGUUUGUCGCGCUAGGUGGCCAAGAUGCUUUGUUCAAAGCAUUUGAAUGGGCAUUAACAGUUAAAAAGGGAAAGCUGGAUAAAAAUGACGGCCUGGAACAGCCAGAGUUGUCUGAGCAGAUUGCCGAAUUUUUGGACUCUUGGCUGAUGUUGAUUGAGAGAAUGUCAAAUCCCAAGACUAUUCUGGAGACCCCCCAUGUGAUGCCAGCGAAAUCCAGUCAGAGUGGAUAUGUACCUUUCAGUGCAGUCCAGUAUCUGAUCAAAGCUCAGAAGGCAGCUUUCAAAGCAGUGAUGAGUUUGUGGAACAAGAAGCCCCUGAGAGUAUACGGAGGGCGGAUGUCCGAGUCCAUGUUAGCUAUUCUUUGUAACAUCAUCAAGGGUGAAAACAUCAUUAAAGAAAGGCUAGCCAAGGAAAGAGAAGAAAUGGGGGAUGUCUCUAACCCCUUAGCAGUGACAGGCCCCUCCACCAGUGGUGGGGCAGGGGCUUCCCCAGCUGUCCCUAUGGUCCCAUCUCGUCCCAGUGAACCAGAUGUAGAUGAGGCCCAUCUGCAACAGUUGAUGGACAUGGGAUUUACAAGGGAACACUGUGUCGAAGCCCUGACACUAACAACGUCCUUGGAACAAGCUACGGAGUUUAUAUUGACUCACCCUCCCUCAGGGGCUGUGGCAGGGACAGGAAUACCGGUAGUGCAGGGACCACCUGCCCCUGUGGCUCAAAAUCCUCUGGGGAUGGUGAUGGAGAUGUCAGAGGAGGAUCAGAUGAUGCAGGCCAUCGCCCUGUCUCUGGGGGAAAACGUGGUCAUGUCUGCAGAGGAGAGUAAUGCCCCAUCUGGUUCUGGAACAAAAACAACAGAAAAUAAGCCUCCCAAGGCAGAGGAGGAAAAAGUGGAGGAAUUCAAUGAGAAGCAGGAGGAUCAGGAACCGCUGGAGAAAUCGAUCCUAGAUAACUUCACAGCGCAAGUCCUACCAGGGUGUCUCAGGCUUUUAGAUGUACUGCCAGAAACUGUCUACAGGGUUUGUGAUCUUUUAAUCGUGGUCACAAACAGGAAUGGAACAGACUGGCAGAAAAUGGUGCUAGCAAAUCUUGUCAAAGAGAUUCAGUCUAUGGGACAGCAGAUUCUCAAGAUAGGCCACGACUUGGAUUCUACAGACACCAAUAAAGAUCAGCUGAACUCAGAUGCUUCCAAGUUUGCAGCCAGACUUCAUUUGUUCAGUCUGUUGUUUGAGGAAAUGAUGUUACCUUGUGCAGAGAGUGUAGAAAGUGUCUGGCUAACAGAUUUAUUGGUGCAAGUGUUGAACAGCGGCCAGAAAUUCCUGACAGCAAACAAAGACUCUGUAACUCCUAAGUGGUUAUCUCCCUUACUCCUCCUGCUGGAUCUCUAUGAAAAGGUGGCUGUGAUAUCGAAACGGAAAGCACAAGCCAACGAAUUGCUGUGCCACAGUCACACCUGGAAAUGGUUUGAUGAUAGCAGUGGAAGGUGGUGUAAAUACUCAGCGGUGAACAAUAAAACCAUCGACGAUGCUUAUCAAGCAGGGGAAACUAGCAUUAGGUUCCAGGCUGGUAGAAGAAGGUACACCGUUCACUUCAAUUCCAUGGUACAGAUCAAUGAAGAAACAGGAAAUCGUCGUCCUAUCAUGUUAGCCUUCCCUUCACCCGAGGAGCUGUCGGACAAUGGCAAUAAAGAAGAGUCGAAAGAGGUUCCCGCAGAGACGGCACAGUCAGUUAGCAAAAUGGAAACUGAGAUUCCAGUGAAGUCUGAGGGGAAGAUGAAAGAGUCUGUGAUAGUAUCAGGAAUGAAUUCUAAACAAAUUGUCAAAAUUAUAAGGUGUAUUGUGUCUAUGAUGAACAUUCCCGUAGAAGCAGAGUGUUUACAUGCUGCCCUACGGUUAAUUUUACGUUUGACAAGAAAUCACAAAAAUGCUGUGUUGUUUGCUGAACUUGGUGGGCCUCGCAUUUUAUUAACCCUGACCCAGAGCUCCUCGUUUCCAGGAUUUAUCUCCCUUGCUUCCCUGAUAUUUCGACAUAUCAUUGAAGAGCCCGACUCCUUACGAUAUUCAAUGGAAAAGGUUGUGAAGAAGGCCCUGAGUGGAACCGGUUCUAGCUCGAAUGGUGUCAAGCCUGGCAGUAUGGGCUCUAAGGAGGUCAAUUAUGUGUUCCGGGCCCUGGGACCCGCAGCCUGCAGAGAUGAAGAAGCAUUUGCUCUCACCAUCAAGGGCACCUGCCAUUUUGCUCUCCCUCCAGCUUCAAGUAGAAGAGAUGAUGACGCUCGACACAAUAGUCCUCAGAUUCUGAAAAGUGUGUUCUCCACCAAAAGUGUGCCAAUGACUGUGUACUCUCCUAUUAAGGAGGUUCUACAUGACCUUCUGAACUGUCUGAUCGCCGAGUUUAACUACCAGGACGAUGGUGUGUCGGGAGGAUUUGAGGUACAACCUCCCUGUACCCUGGCGGAAGCCAUUGCCAGUGAAAUGAGGCCCCCUGCCAUCCCUCGACAGGGUAGCUCAGCAGAUAUAGCCAAUGAGGAGGAACAAACGGGAGAAUCUGAGAACUCCAAAGACCAAGUCAAAGACAAGGAUGCCAAGGUCACCGAGGAUCAACAGAAUAAGAGGCCGUUAAUGCCAAAAUCUAGUGUCCUUAGAUUGUUGUCGGAGGUUGUCAAAUCUUACAGCACGUGUACACAGCUUAUCACACAGUAUACCUACCACACAGGCCAGACCCCACUGGUACACGAGGAGUGUACGGUGUUAGCAUUUGUGUUGGAUAACCUCCUACCUCAGUGUCAGAUAUUUGGGGAUCGAGAUUGCCCAGCUCUGUCCCGGGUUUUUGUCGCCAGCAUAGCUUCCUGUAAUCAUAGCCCUGAUGCCCAGAUGUCCCUUGUGACAGAAAUCAAGGGGGCACUACAAAGAGCCCUGGCCCUGCCAGAGAGUGCCCUGAAACACACCAGAAUCCGAGCCCUGACCAACCUUAUCAGUAUUAUUAUUGACUCGUGUCCUAGUCCAGGUGGUCAGGUCCCAAAUCAAAUGUUCAAAGGCCAACAAACAGUGAUGAACAAUAUUGUGAAGUCUCUACUGAAGAAAGGAUUAGUGACUGACUUGGCUCGUCUCCCUCACAGUCUUGACCUGUCAAGUCCGUACAUGGCUAAUACCAUCAAUUCAGCACUCAAGCCGUUGGAGACCUUGUCUAGGAGUGUAAACCAACCGGCUCAGAGUGUGGUGUCAAAGGUCAAGAAAUCAGAGACAGAAACUUCGCUACAACAGACUACAGAAUCUCAAGAGAACAACACAACUGUGCCUGCUCCCACUACAACACCAGCGGAGCCCUCUCAUGUUGGAGAGAUAACUAUAGAGGAUAUCUCAGACCACGCUGACACCGGCACGAUGGAGGAGACCCAGCCGAUUAGUGCUGUAGAACCGGAGAAUGAUGAAGACGGAGAGAGGGGUGAAUCGGAACUGGAUAAUGUGCUGGAUGUCUUACUAAACAGAGAUGGGAACCUCAAUCCUAGCAAUGAAGUGAUAGGAGACAUUGUCAUGGAUUCAGAAGACUUGACCCUACAUGACUCACAGAUGGUCAGUCAGGAAAUCUCCAUUGAUGAUGAUGACGGAGAACAUGUGCAUGGUGAUGACAGUUGUAUUCCCAAUGAAGAUGACAGUGCCUCAGAUGUUGAUGAUGAGGACGAUGAUGAUGAAGAUGAUGGUGAUGACGGAGAUGGAGAUGAUGGAGAGGACGAGGAUGAUGAAGAUGAUGAGGAAGAGGAUGAUGAUGAUGAGGGUUCUGACAUGGAGGCCGAGGAUGAAGAUGACUACCCCGACAUUGACCCCUCCCUGAACCCCAUGAGUGAAUUUGAUUACAACUAUCCUUCACACAUGGACGAGUUGUUUCCCUCAGGAGGUGGAAGAGGUCAGAGUCUGCUGUUUAAUGACAGCAGCGGUCUGAGGAACUUUGGCUUCCAGAUCCCCAUCAGUCUGCACGACAAUGACAACGGCAAUGAUGACUCAUCGCCAGCCAUUCCACCAGCCCCUGUGAGUGUCAUGUCAUCCCACCCUCUACUUGUCAGGCAGCCUGAGGGACACACAGUAAUGGGGGUACAGCGUCUCCACAGGGGGCGGGGCAGGAGGGAGGCGUCCUGUAGGUACAACCCCACCACCCAGACACUGCAUGUCAAUCUCCAGAGACAACCCAACCCUCCUGUCAUCUUACAGAGGUUACUUGGUCCCACAACUGCAGCAGAUGUCCUUCAGUUGACCUCUACUUUGACCUCUGUGGCUGGCCCGACCCCUGGAAGAUUGCUGGUGGGGAACGAUGACCUUCGCAUCAUAUCCCGACCGGAUGAUGACUUCCUGGAAGAGAUUUUACACGACUCGUAUGGGGAUGGAGGACAAGGCGGGUCCGGCGUGUUGACCUGUAUUCCGUCCACACUGACCAGAUGGACAGAAGAGGCUAAGGUUCUGGACGGAGAUAGCAUCCAUGACUGUGUGACUGUUCUUAAAGAAAGCCUGAUAAGUUAUCUGGAGAAGAAGCGAGAUGAUGAACUUGCAGAACGGAAGGAGGAGCUGGCAGAAAAGAAGGAGAAAUCUCACAAGCUAUCGGAGGAACCAGAGACCAACAUGGAGAAGACGAGCAACUCGUCAAUUGGAUGGGAGUCCCCACAAAACAUGGAGGUCACACAAACUCCAGCCACAACCAGUGCAUCAAAUGUGCCAAUAGCCGUGACAAAUGUAACCAUGGCAACGACAUCCGAUUCCACGGUCACUAGCACUGCAGGGAGGCAGAUAAGUGCUUCAGAGGCUGCAGCUGCAGCAGAGUUGAUAGCCACCGCAGUGGUGGAGGACAUUCUGUCGAACCCUCAAGGACGCCCCGUAGCACCACCGCAACCAAGCAUCACCAGGACUGACCCCCUCUCCUUAGUGGGACCUCCAGCAGACACCUACACUACCCCUGCCAUCACCAUGCCGUCUGUAGUUUCCAACGCACCGGUGAUGGAUCAGCGAUCUUUGUUGUCAUUCUCAGGAGGAGCCAGUGCCCCAAGUGGUUCUUGCAACUUGGCCUCCCUGUUAAUGACUGAGGAUUCAAGCCCCGACUCGCCUCUCUCCAGUUCCUCAAUAGAUGCCAUCCCCCAGGUUAUAGGGCAUGGUUCUAUGGCGCCGAAUGUGGCCCCACCCAUCCAGGAGAGUAGGAUCACCCCCGAAGAAGUGUCUGGGAUCAGCGACCCGAGCGCAGUCAAUGUGCAAUCCACAGAAAGUUCAGGGGAGGCGAUCCGUGGCAAUAUUGUGGAUACUACGACGACAAAUUCGGCUUCUGGCGCUCAACCCUCGACGGUUCUGGACAACAUUGCAAGUGCCCUGACUAUUGACACCUCCGGUAUCUCCACCCCUCCUGCCUUCCAUGGAUUCUCUGCCGGCCUCUACCCAGAAAACACGCAGAGUAAUGAGCCGCCGGUCAAUCUGUCGGCCCUGACCACGAGCAUGAUGGGAGCCCUCAGUGCCUCCAUCAAUGUUCCUUCCAGUAUCCUGUCUUCAGGGGGCGAGGCUGGGAGUUCCUUAGUCAGUGAGGAGGGCCCCACACCCAGUGCUACAAACCCACUUUCUGCUUCAGCACUAGUUUCAGAUAUGGGAUUUGGAGAAUUUCCAGAUGGGGUGGAUCCAUCCUUUUUGGAAGCAUUACCAGAAAACAUUCGUCAGGAAGUCAUUGCAGAGCAGAUGAGGUUACAGCGAAUACGACAAAGUGCCAGAGAGCAGGCCCAGACAGCACAAUCUACCGGGUCAUUACAGGUCAACCCCGAGUUCUUGGCUGCAUUACCACCUAAUAUCCAAGAGGAGGUAUUAGCACAACAAAGAACGGAACAGGCCCGAAUGACUGCUAUGCAGCAGCAAUCUACCACUAAUUCAGAGGCCCCAGUAGACCCCGUCAGCUUCCUGGCAUCCCUACCCAGCUCUCUCCGUCAGCAAGUCCUAGCAGACAUGGAUGACAGCACUGUGGCAGUUUUGCCCCCAGAUCUAGCUGCUGAGGCUCAAACGUUACGUCGUGAGUUAGAGGAACGACAUCGUCGUCUGAUGCAAGAGAGGCUAUUCGCUCAGGCUGCUGGUGCAGGUUCUCUCUCCGCUAUUCUCAGACACUCAGGGUUUGGAGGUCGUCUUGGAGGUGGCAGAUUUGCCAUUCGAGCACUGCCUCGGAGUAGUAACCAGUGGACAUGGGCGUCAAGUCGUCUUAACGGACCCAGUUCUAGCUCCAAUCAGAAUGCAGUAAAAUUACGGGGACGGCAUUUGCUGGAUCAUGAGGCAUUAACAUGUUUACUUGUGUUGUUAUUUGUGGACGAGCCAAAACUGAACACUAUAAGACUUCAUCGGGUGUUGCGUAAUCUGUGUUACCAUGGUCCCACCAGGGUGUGGGUUAUUAGAGCAUUGUUAUCAAUUCUGCAAAAGACAGGUGAAUGUCGCAUGGAGGAUGAAAAAGCUCUGCGUUCAGGCGAGAAAGGAAAGAAGAAAUUGGCCUCCGAUAGUGACAUGACAGUUAAAAGUGACACAAAGAACCAGGGCUCCUGGUUGUCCAUAAGCCUGGAGGCUGCUCUUGGUUGUCGAGCCAAUGUCUUUCAAAUUCAUAAAAUGGGCAAGAAACAUUUAUCGGGAGGCUGCCCUGGAACUGUGACUAUCCAUGAUCAGGCUUCCCCGGUUGUGUGUAGACAUGUGUUAGACACGCUGAUAGCUUUAGCAAAGGUUUUCCCCAGUCAGUUUCUACCCACGUCCAAAGUGAAAGAAGUGGAAAAGUGCAAUGAACCAGGUGAAGAGAGCAAGACAGAGAGUGAUAGUAAACCUAAGACGUCUUGCUCAUCUUCUAGUGCUAGUCCUAAGAGUGCCAAGGAUUCACCGACGGAGACAGAUUUCUGGGAUCUCUUGAUCAAAUUAGACAGUCUAAAUGCAAACAAGAAAGGCAAAAGUGUUCAAAAGACAGCCAGCAAUGCUGAAAGUGAGGCUAAUUUUUUCAACUAUGACUCAUCUCCGCUUGGACAGCUCAUGUUCAUGUUGUCUCACCCGGUGGUCAAGCGGAGUCAGUUAUUGACAGAUAGGUUACUGAGAUUGUUAGGACUUGUGUCCUUAGCUCUACCAGACGCAACGCGAGGCAAUGCUACAAGUAGUACCACCGCGGCUCCUGCUGGUGUUACCAACACAGGGCUGGUGACUACUACCGCUCCAGCUAGUACCAGCACCACACAGAGCACGCCAGCGGUGGUAUCCAGAGGUGUCAGUACGUCACCUCCAAAAGAGGAGAAGAGGGAGGAAAGCACAAUUAAAGAGAUUCCUGAAGACAAGCAAGAUGACACCGUGGUGUUAGAAGAUAGGCUGCAACUUGCUGUGCAGGUGCUGACUUCCAAAUCAUGCUCAGAGGAAGGGUUGGAGGACGCUACGAACUUGCUGUUGCAGUUGUCCUGGGCCAAUAAUGCGACUCGCCAGGCUGUCCUUAAGCUUCUGUUGGAGGGUGCGCGGGUCCUGGGCCUGACAGUCUGUAGUCAUAUAAGGUCCCUGCUGGAAGAAUUGAGUGACUUUGCAGCAAAGAACAAAGAUCCAGAAGAGGACAAAGAUAUGGAGACUGCUCCUUCUCAAUCUUCCAGGGGCCUGAUACAGGAUAGGUAUAACCCCAGCACCAGUGUGGUAGUGGCGGCUCCCAAAAAGAUUAAAGUCGGACGGGAACUACAGUUGCCUUCUAUGUCACUGCUGACCAGCAAGACGUCCAGUCAACAGUUCUUCCUGAGAAUCCUCAAGGUCAUCAUACAGUUACGAGAUGCAGCUAAAACACAGGCAAAAAGGACUGCUAGGAGGGGUGAGCGUGACCUGAGUAGCAUCACGGAGGCCAUGGCGGCGCUGGAGGCAGAGGCCGAGGCUAUCAUGGAGAUGGUGGGGAGACGUUCAGAGCAGCAAAAUCAGGCCAGACAGCAACAGGAGGCGACUAACAGAAGCGGGACCUCAGAGCAGGCUGCUGAGGGUGCCCAGGAGGGGCAGCAGGGAGGGGCUGACAACCCACCCCCAGUAGACGCAAACCCGGAAUCUCCCAUGGACGUGGAUCAACCAGGUCCCUCUACAACACCCCAAGAGAAGACGGAGGAGUCGGCCCCGCCCCAGCUGUCCCUGAGUGAACAGCUGAGCCUGGAGGAACUGUGGAAUACGUUAGGGGAGUGUUUGACAGAGCUAGCUAAGACCCCGGAUCACCACGCUGUCCUCAUCUUACAGCCGGCAGUGGAGGCGUUCUUCAUUGUUCAUGCUGGUGAAAAAGACGGGAAAUCUCAGGAACAGAGAACACAGAGAAGGGAGGAUCAACUGGCCCACCUUAAUAUUGACCUGGCCCCUGCCUCUCCUGCAGCCCCGGGCAGUGAGACCCCUGCCCCUGUCCAGAGGGAUGGGUCAGUUACAUCCGUGUCCUCGCUCAUAACAUUGCCACCAGAUACCCAGAAAUUCCUCAAAUUUGCUGAGACGCACAGAACCGUUCUGAACCAGAUUCUGCGACAGUCCACCACCCCUCUCUCUGAUGGGCCGUUCUCCGUUCUGGUGGACCACACACGCAUUUUGGACUUUGAUGUGAAACGUCGAUACUUCAGGCAAGAACUGGAGCGAUUGGACGAGGGAAUGAGGAGAGAAGAUCUGGCUGUACAUGUCAGGAGAGAACAUGUGUUUGAAGAUUCUUUCAGGGAGCUUUUCAGACGCACAGCUGAUGAGUGGAAACACAGAUUUUACAUUGUGUUUGAAGGUGAAGAAGGCCAGGACGCUGGUGGCUUACUCAGGGAAUGGUACAUCAUCAUUUCCCGGGAAAUCUUUAACCCGAUGUACGCCCUGUUCCGGAUUUCCCCAGGAGAUAGGGUCACGUACACCAUUAAUCCCUCCUCCCACUGCAACAGCAACCACCUCAGCUAUUACAAGUUUGUGGGCCGCAUCAUUGCCAAAGCUGUGUACGAUAACAAACUGCUCGAGUGUUACUUCACCAGGUCUUUCUACAAACAUAUCAUUGGACAACUUGUCAAGUACACUGACAUGGAAAGCGAGGACUACUCCUUUUACCAGGGAUUGGUUUUCUUAAUUGAAAAUAAUGUAGCAGAUCUUGGAUACGAUCUCACAUUUAGUACAGAGAUUGAAGAAUUUGGUGUCACUGAAUGUCGAGACUUGAAGCCUGGUGGUCGUAACAUUUCUGUCAAUGAAGACAACAAGAAGGAGUAUGUGAAGUUGGUCUGUCAAAUGAAGAUGACGGGAGCCAUUCGACAGCAGCUGAACGCCUUCAUGGAAGGAUUCUAUGACAUCAUCCCCAAACGUCUUAUUUCCAUUUUCAACGAGCAGGAGCUGGAACUUCUGAUAUCAGGACUACCCACUAUUGACAUUGAUGACUUGAAGGCUAACACUGAAUACCACAAAUACCAAGCCACUUCUCUGCAGGUUCAGUGGUUUUGGCGUGCCCUGCGCUCAUUUGAUCAAAAGGACCGAGCCCAGUUCCUGCAGUUUGUGACAGGAACCUCCAAGGUACCCUUGCAGGGUUUUGCCUUCCUAGAGGGAAUGAAUGGUUACCAGAAAUUUCAGAUACAUCGAGAUGACAGAUCUACUGACAGGCUGCCUGUCGCUCACACCUGCUUCAAUCAGCUAGAUUUACCAGCUUAUGAAACUUACGACAAACUAAAGAGAAUGCUGCUCUUGGCAAUCAACGAAUGUUCUGAGGGAUUUGGUCUGGCAUAAAAUACAUUAUUGAGACAUGAAUCCUUGCUAAAGAAUGUAGAUGUUUUUGUAUUUUAAAAAAAAAUCAGUAUCAAAACAUGCCAGCACCGUUUAUGGAGAUGUGACAUUGUUUUUUGAAUAUAAUUUAAUGCUUUAUUUUGUUCAUUGUGAAAGGGUGCUUGUCAGUCUUUAUCUAUUACACUGAUUUGAUUAUUAGUCAUGCAUUUGAAUGGUUCAAGACUUGAAUGAAGUAAGACAGGUUGAAAUUGGUGUAUUGCUGUUUAAAUGAGUGCAAGAUGAGGAAGCGAUAUUAUGUUAAUGUAAUUUGUUUCAGAAGUGGGCAUCCAGGACAGGUUUUGAAUAAUGUCAAAAUAUGUUCAGAGAAAAGAAAA